UAAAAAAUGUACUUUUAACUGCUAGGAAAUAUUAUAAUUGUCUUAAUAUGGAAGGUAUGCAACUUGAAAAUGAAGGAGGAGCUGGCUCUCUAGAUUCUCAUUUGGAAUAAAUACUUGUUUAAAACGAAAUGAUGAUGUCUAGUGAUGUAAUUACGGAUGCUUAAUUAUCAGUUCAUACGAUUGCUUUAUUAAGAGAUACUGGUUAUUUUACUGAAGUAAAUGAAAGCAUGGCUGAUAACCUUUAUUGGGGUAAAGGAAAAGGAUGUUAAUUUGUAAUGGAAGGAUGCUAUACUAAACAAAAAUUUAAUGAGUUCCCAUCAGAACAUAAAAUUUAAUGUUCUUUCGAAAAUGAUGGAUAUGGUGAACCUACUACUACUCCUUUCUUAGAUAAUUGUAUGAUGAAAAGUGUUUAUGGCAAUAAAUUGUUUACUUCUUUUAAAUAAUGAUUUUUAUAUGUAUUUACAAACUUAUGGAAUUAAUAGUAAAUGCAUUGUCUCAA
Ichthyophthirius multifiliis is the source of this 499-nucleotide messenger RNA. RefSeq names its product leishmanolysin family protein, putative. Gene Ontology annotation, biological process: proteolysis; cell adhesion. Gene Ontology annotation, molecular function: metalloendopeptidase activity. The annotation marks the transcript as partial. The transcript has a single exon. Lineage: Eukaryota; Ciliophora; Oligohymenophorea; Hymenostomatida. The record is from RefSeq and is a predicted model, not a curated record. Gene Ontology annotation, cellular component: cytoplasm; membrane.